This is a messenger RNA of Poecilia reticulata (guppy), 1809 nucleotides long. RefSeq names its product THO complex 3 (gene thoc3). Gene Ontology annotation, molecular function: protein binding. Gene Ontology annotation, biological process: mRNA export from nucleus. The record is from RefSeq and is a predicted model, not a curated record. NCBI's taxonomy places the organism in Eukaryota, Metazoa, Chordata, Actinopteri, Cyprinodontiformes, Poeciliidae. Gene Ontology annotation, cellular component: THO complex part of transcription export complex.
CCUUCCUUCAAGACAUCCCAUGAAGAAGACGAAGGGCGGCAAGAUGGCGUCGCAGUAUUACCAAGAAAUGCAGGAGAGCUUCAGAAAUAAUAACAAAAGUCGGGAAUUCCCGGCUCAUACAGCCAAAGUACACUCGGUGGCGUGGAGCUGCGAUGGAAGGAGGCUCGCCUCUGGCUCAUUUGAUAAAACAGCCAGCGUUUUUAUCCUGGAAAAGGACCGCUUGGUGAAGGAGAACAACUACAGAGGACACAGUGACAGUGUGGAUCAGUUGUGCUGGCAUCCAACCAACCCAGAUCUGUUCGUCACUGCGUCUGGAGACAAAACCAUUCGCAUAUGGGACGUGCGCACCACCAAAUGUGUCGCCACAGUCAAUACAAAGGGUGAGAACAUUAAUAUCUGCUGGAGUCCAGACGGUCAGACAAUCGCAGUCGGGAACAAAGACGAUGUUGUGACCUUCAUCGAUGCCAAGACGCACCGCUCCAGGGCUGAGGAGCAGUUCAAGUUCGAAGUGAACGAGAUCUCCUGGAACAACGACAACGACAUGUUCUUCCUCACCAACGGGAACGGCUGCAUCAAUAUUCUCAGUUAUCCAGAUCUGAAGCCCAUCCAGUCCAUCAACGCUCACCCGUCCAACUGCAUAUGCAUCAAGUUCGACCCCACGGGGAAAUACUUCGCCACAGGAAGCGCUGACGCUCUCGUUAGUCUGUGGGACGUGGAGGAGCUGGUGUGUGUCCGCUGCUUCUCCAGACUGGACUGGCCAGUGAGGACGCUGAGCUUCAGCAAUGAUGGGAAGAUGUUGGCCUCCGCGUCUGAGGAUCAUUUCAUUGACAUCGCAGAGGUGGAAACAGGUGAGAAACUGUGGGAGGUUCAGUGCGAUUCUCCAACGUUCACGGUGGCCUGGCACCCAAAGAGACCCCUGCUGGCCUACGCCUGCGACGACAAGGAGGGCAAAUAUGACAACAACCGAGAGGCAGGCACAGUUAAACUGUUUGGCCUUCCCAACGACUCCUGAGGAGCUUCAGCUCCUCUGUUGGCAGGAGUACUUACACCUCGAUGACGAAGGUGGUGAAAUGUUAUAAAGAGGAACUGCAGUAACCUUCUGACACCAGCAGGUGGUGCAACUUUCCUUACUUUGCUCUGAAUCGGCUGAUGUCAUUCCCUGGUUGUUUUUAUACAGUAAAAACUCAUAGCUGUAAAAUAUUUUCAUGUAAGAUAAAGCGUGUGUGUGUUUUUUUUUUUAUAAUAAAAAUGGUUUCUUAUUGAAAUAUAGAAUUUGAGGUUUUCUUUUUGUAGCUUAGAAAGGUUUUAAACGUACUUAUAAAAAUAUUAACGGAUCCACAGUGAUUUCACAAGUUGUGACUUGGGAACCUUUUUAUAAUGUGAAGGGGGGAAAAUCUGCAAUCUUUUGAAGAUUCUGAUCACAGAGAUAUGGCUGUGUGAAAAUGGAUCUGAAAAUUAAUUUUCCAGUGACAGAAGUCGUACUUUUUUUUUAUUGCUACAAAUUUAAGGGCAUACUAAAGGUAGUACAUCCCACUGUUUGGUUAAUAGAUAAAACCCAACAGUCUGUAAACAAAACUUACAAAGGUGUUGCUUUUAUUGUAUUGUGUUAACCAAGAGAAGACAUCAGACAUGCACAUCAUUCUAGUGGUCAGGAGUUAAUUUUGAAACUAACUGAAGUCCUCCAUUCUAUAGAGAUUAUUUACAAGUGGAAAACAUUGACGGCAGCUAUCAGUCUUCCCAGGAGUGAGCAUUCUACCAAAUUCACCCCCAAUGAAUGCUGGGAGAAUUGUUUUCCACUUGGGAUUUAUG